GCAGAGCUGAAGGCUGCAUGGUGGUUUCAGAAACUGCCUACUUAAUUUGAAAAGAACAAUGGUAGGAAAAGCUAGAUCUUCCAAUUUUACCUUAUCUGAAAAGCUUGAUCUGUUAAAGCUUGUGAAGCCAUAUGUUAAAAUUCUGGAAGAACACACUAACAAACAUUCAGUAAUAGUGGAAAAGAAUAGAUGUUGGGAUAUCAUAGCAGUUAACUAUAAUGCAAUUGGAGUAGACCGCCCUCCUCGAACAGCGCAGGGCCUACGCACUCUUUACAAAAGGCUCAAAGAAUAUGCCAAACAGGAGCUAUUGCAGCAAAAAGAGACCCAAUCAGAUUUUAAAAGCAAUAUUUCUGAGCCAACCAAGAAAGUUAUGGAGAUGAUUCCCCAGAUUUCCAGUUUUUGCCUGGUAAGAGACAGGAACCACAUACAAAGUGCAAACUUGGAUGAGGAAGCACAGGCUGGUACCAGUUCACUACAGGUAAUGUUGGACCACCAUCCAGUUGCUAUUACAGUGGAGGUGAAGCAAGAAGAAGACAUUAAGCCCCCUCCUCCACUGGUUUUAAAUUCUCAACAGAGUGGUACUUUAGAGCAAAGAGAAGAACAUGAAUUAGUACAUGUUAUGGAAAGAUCUUUGUCACCAUCACUUUCCUCUGUUGAUAUGAGAAUGACAUCGUCUCCGUCUUCUAUCCCAAGGAGAGAUGAUUUUUUUCGGCAUGAGAGUGGAGAAAAUUUUAGGUCACAGUUAGGGUAUGAUCCUCAGAUUCUGCAAAUGCUGAAAGAGGAGCAUCAGAUAAUUUUAGAAAAUCAAAAAAAUUUUGGAUUAUAUGUUCAGGAGAAGAGGGAUGGAUUGAAAAGAAGGCAGCAGCUAGAGGAAGAGCUGCUAAGAGCAAAAAUUGAAGUGGAGAAGCUGAAAGCAAUUCGCUUACGGCAUGAUCUACCUGAAUAUAAUAAUCUCUAAGAUUUUUUUUUUUUGCAAUUUGAUCAUUUUAAUUUUGGCCAACUUUCAUUUGGAAAUAUCCUGAAGCAGAGUGCAUAUUCUUAAAAAAUCUUGUUAAUCUCUAUUAUGAAAAAGGCUUUUUGACAUGAUUUUCUAAGUAUUUAAUUUUCCUUUGAGAUAUA
This is a messenger RNA of Hippopotamus amphibius kiboko, 1119 nucleotides long. It is a transcript of the gene FSBP, whose product is annotated as fibrinogen silencer binding protein. The coding region runs from base 59 to 958 and encodes 299 amino acids. The record is from RefSeq and is a predicted model, not a curated record. The transcript is spliced from 2 exons. Lineage: Eukaryota; Metazoa; Chordata; Mammalia; Artiodactyla; Hippopotamidae.